Bipolaris sorokiniana ND90Pr is the source of this 1973-nucleotide messenger RNA. RefSeq lists its product as uncharacterized. NCBI's taxonomy places the organism in Eukaryota, Fungi, Ascomycota, Dothideomycetes, Pleosporales, Pleosporaceae. The coding region runs from base 1 to 1917 and encodes 638 amino acids. The transcript has 4 exons. The record is from RefSeq and is a predicted model, not a curated record.
AUGUCGUUGAGCUCUACUGACCUUCUGACGCUAUUUCCGUUCGACGGUAGCUUCGUCGACGAAGAAGCGUUCUCCCGCUCCCAGUCUCCCUUGUCUGAUUUACAAUCGGACGUGCAUCUACCUUCUGAUUCCUACGACUAUGGCCAUCCGUUACUGAAUACCGCAUUGCAACUGCAAGACCCCUAUUUGCGACGAGCCGUGACACUCCACCAGAACGGGUUGAGCGAAGAAAUCCCUUUUCGAAUCUUCAACAAACUCGACCAAGCUCUGUUUGCUGUAUACUUGAACAACGCUGUCUCUCUUGGUAUAAGCAGAUUAAACCCUGGUAUUUCUGGUUCUACCUACACGCGCCGAUGGAGACCCGAUCCGGAAGUAAGGGACAUUGUCGCUACGCUAAUCCACCACAUGAUCCAUGCAUACUCUCUUGUGGCGUGCGGCGAGCAAAAGGAGAACGAGAUGGACUCUGGGCGUCUGAAACACGGUUUACAUUUCGACAGGAUCAUGCUCGCCAUCCGGAGGCUUUCAGCUGCCCACGGUAGAGAGCUUAUAACCCAGGAUUAUGGGCAUCGCUUGCCCAGCAGACGCUUUUAUGUUGACGGCUAUUACCGCCCGCGGAGAAGAGACGAAAUCGAGCUCGAGGAUAAGAACGAGUGGUGUUGUAGCCAUUGUCACAGUGACAUACACGGACCAUCCGAUAACGAGGUGGAAAAGUGGUAUAAAGAGAUUUGCCAGCCAAUGCUUGACCUACCACCAAGUAUUCGAGCUCUCGAGGUUGAGGUAUACAAUGUUCGACGACACGAGCUCGAAAAGAGACGUCGGGCGCACCUCGGUUCUUCUUCAAAGUCUGUCGAGUUUAUUUUCAAAGAUCGACCGGUCCUUGUUGGCACAGAUAAGAUUAACCAGUUUCCGAGUGAGGUCUCAGAAGACACGUUCAUGGGCCUUCUCGAAUUCCUCCAUACUGGCUCUUAUCCUCCUGAUCCGCAUGUCUUUGCUGGUGCUGCAGUCACUCGAGAUGCCCGAUGCAAAGCCCCUCCUAUCAUCAAGUCCCAGAAUGUAUCUGUCGAAGCAAUUGUGGUCUUAGCCGACAUACGACUUGCCAAGCUCGGCUUAUAUAUGGGCUUCGAAGAUUGCAAAACCUACGCCUUGGAUCGCAUGAACACAUACGGUGUCCUGUACGAGGACCCUGUGGCUGUUCUCAAAGAGAUUUACCGAGGCUGCGAAUUGGACCCUGAUCUCAAAGUCUGGGCACGCAUGUUUCUCACACGUUGCCUUAAUACAUCGAGUCCUGGUCAUUACCACGGCGACUUACUGGGGCACAGUACCAUAGAGCCACCCAACCUGCUGAAACUUGAAAGUCAGCAAGGUGCUUACCAGUCACGCUUUUGCAAUGCUAUUGAAAUCAGUGGAGCACUAGAGAACGAUGUUAAUAAAGCUUGCGCCGAGCUCAAAACUGCAGGCUGGUAUACAUCCUUCAUGCACACAGCCGAUCAGCCAGCGCAUAAUUCGAAUAAUCAUCCUCAUACUCGCCCGCACUUUUUUCCUGACUCGUCCUCGCCUUCAUCAUCAUCAUCAUCUGGCUCAUGGUACAAGGUCCGAGACCUCACUAGCCAGCUAUCCUCUCUUAGUGUGAACCGCGCUCCCGGAAUAGAGCGAGGUAAGGUGCGGGAUGGCGACUACAUCGGACCGAAUCGCACCUAUAAGAAAAUGAAAUAUAGCAUGAAUGACCGCGAAGAACAUCUGAGAGAUGUCGAAGUUGAAUUGGAUAAAGCAAGGGAAAACGUGAGAAGAUUAGAAAGGGAAAAGGGGGAUCUCAGGGAGAAAGAAACUCAGAAACAGAUGAGGAUCCAGGCUGUGGUACUGGUGGAAGAGCUUUUAGAGGAGAACUUGGGACAGAGAAGGGGCGUUGACGAAUAUUAAGUUUGUGUGACGUUGUGGUACAUGUAGAAAGUGGCGUGAGACGAAACCUCCUGGAC